CCAAAGCUCAGCACUGGGAAGAGAAGGGAGAAGGCUGUUCAUUUUGGUAAAGCCACAGUGCCCAGAUUGGCCAGAAGCUGCACCAGAAAAUGGCAGAAAAAAACAUUGGAGACUAUCCUGAGAGUAUGAGCCAAGAGACAAGCCAUGGUUAUGAAAACCAAGACCCCAGGAAAAAACAACUGAGACUUGUCCUGGUGGGUAAAACAGGAGCUGGGAAAAGUGCGACAGGGAACAGCAUCCUUGGACAACGAAUAUUUGAGUCAAGACUAGCAGCAAAGUCAGUGACCAAGAACUGUGAGAAAAGAAGUAGAUUAUGGAAUGAGAAAGAAAUUGUAGUUGUUGAUACUCCUGGUAUUUUUGACACUGAUGUGUCUGAUGUGGAUACUUCAAAGGAGAUCAGCCGCUGCCUCCUUAUGUCCUCCCCUGGGCCUCAUGCCAUCAUCCUAGUGGUUCCACUCAGUCGUUACACCAAAGAGGAACAAGAUGCAGUCAAGAAGAUCCUGGGAAUUUUCGGUUCCAAUGCCAAGAAACACAUGAUCCUUUUAUUCACCCGGAAAGAUGAUUUGGAAGGUAAUGAUUUAAACAGAUACUUAAGUGAAACUACAGAUAAAGGUUUAAAAGAACUGAUAGACCAGUUUGGUGGAAAGUAUUGUGGCUUCAACAACAGGGCCACUGGAAGUGAGCAGGAAGCCCAGCUAACAGAGCUUCUGAUCUUGGUUGAACAGGUAGUACAGAAGAAUGGGGGCUCUUACUACACAAACAAGAUGUAUAUAGAAACUGAGAAGAAGAUUCAGGAAGAAACUGAAGUGCUGAAAAGAGCCUACAUGCAAGAGCUGGAAAGAUUGAAAAAGGAAAUAAGGCAGGAAUUUGAAGAAGAAAUCAGAAAUUUAAAGGAUGAACUGGAGCAGAGAAAAAGAAGAGAAAAAAUGGAUAGGGAGAUUGUAGAAAAAGAAACUUUCUAUAAAAAGAGGCAGAAAAAUGCCAGAGCUGAGGUUGUGAAUAGUUUUGGCUUCUUUGAAAACUUACUGAAAAUGGUGAGCUUAGCUUCUGACGUGAUUAAGCUUUUAUUUAAGGAUUAAGGAACUUGGUAAAACCAUCUUGUGCUUUCUGCUACUUCCCAGCUUCUUUCUCUUUUGGUUAUUGAUGAAUAACCAGUCAUCUCAAGUUCAUCCUGUCACUCUUACUUCAAGGAUGAAGACAUUUGCAAACCUUUGGCCAUCAGAAAUUCCCUAAUAUUGAAGCCAAUAUUUUAGUCUGAAAAUAAAGGAAAAGAUUCAUUUCCUGUAAAAAUCUAGGAAAGGAAAUUCUAAGUCUCCCUGAACUAGAAAAUUUCCUUCUAUGAUCCAGAGGAGGGGAAAAGGAACCAAAGUAAAGCAUGCAGCCUGGUUUCAAUUCUCCAAACUCUCCAUUCUAGAAAGGGAACAUAUCUGCAUGGCACCUCUUACUUGAAUUUCAAUUGUUUUCAUUAUCAAUAUAGCUAAUAGCUGACAUCUGUGAAAGGCUUUAGG
This is a messenger RNA of Gracilinanus agilis (Agile Gracile Mouse Opossum), 1508 nucleotides long. It is a transcript of the gene GIMAP4, whose product is annotated as GTPase, IMAP family member 4. Bases 90 to 1079 code for a protein of 329 amino acids. The transcript has 3 exons. The record is from RefSeq and is a predicted model, not a curated record. Gene Ontology annotation, molecular function: GTP binding. Lineage: Eukaryota; Metazoa; Chordata; Mammalia; Didelphimorphia; Didelphidae.